GAGACAUAUUGCCCGUCAAGUCAGUUUUGUUCAGUGUGAAAAUUUGGCUGUGCUAGGGUUCAUGCGUUUAUUUGAACAUCUAAAAUGCUACGAAUCUAUUCAGUAUACUAAUCUGCAUUAUCACACGUAUAUCGAUCCUUGAUAAACAAGUAUUCUUUGUAAUUUUCUAAAGGUAGAGUCUAAUGUCCGGAAAUAUUUGAAUUGACGGCCUAAUCCGAAUUCAAAUUCAAGCGAGAAACAAUAUGGCGGCACUCGAGUUGCCUUAGAUGACUUGGAUUGAACUAUAAAGAGCUAAUAUAGUGUUGAUCUAAGAGAAAUGAGUUAGAGGCAAGGCCUGAUGGUUGCUUGAAUUGACAGAUUUGCAUAAGCUAAUACAUGUUCAUGUGAAAGAAUCACACUACAAAAAUGUCUGAAACUAAAAAGCGUCACAGGAGGUCCAAAGUACAGCCGAUGAAAGAAUACAAAAAUUAUGCUUAUGACCAGGAGAGCUUGGAAAGCGACCUCAAGAACAAUAAAAAAACUGAGUUGUGGAGAAAUGCUACGGAUAAAACAAAUGCAAUAAAUGUCAUCAGUAAUGUAAAAGCAUCAGCAGCAAAAUGGCGCUCUUACACAACCAGUAAACGAAAAGGAGGAAUUGAACAAGCUGGAGGAAGAAGAAAAACUGGAGGAGAUGGAUUGGAUGACAUAGCAGAUGAACAUUUUAUUCCUAAAGAUCCCAAAGAUACAAAAUGGCAAAUGAAGGCUGCCUGUAAUAGGAAUCUGAUUCAGUAUUUUGCCAAGCUUGGUCAGUCAAAAAACCAAAAUGAGAAGAUUGAUCUAGCAUUUGUUUCAAAUCUUCUAGAAAAUGGAGCCUUAAUUGACUGUUCGGACAAAUAUGGUCAGACUGUAUUUCACGAGGUUGCCAGAGCAUGGCACAUAGAUGUUGCCAGGUUCCUUCUUGAGAAAGGUGCUGAUAUAAACAAAGCUGAUAACUUUGGCCGAACUGCACUACAUGUGGCAGCAGCAGUUGACUACCCAGAAAUGGUCAAAUUCCUUAUACAAAGUGGAGCUGACAAAGAAGCUUUGACUCUGGGCGAGUCUCAAACUGCAGUUCACUUUGCAGCAAGGAAUGAUGCCUGCAAUUCACUAAGGGAACUAAUAAAGCUGGGCUGUGAAUACAAAUUAGUCAGGGACUACAAGGGCAGAACUCCCCUUCAUCUGGCGGCAGAACUUGACCGUAGUGAAACAGCUAGGCAGCUUCUUGAGUUAGAUGAUCCUGCACCUGCUGGUGUAGAAGACCACAGUGGACAGGCAGCAAUAGUAUGGAUGAUUACAAAAAUGGGACCAGUGGCAAAAGAAGCUCUGAACCAAUUUCAUACAACUGACCGUGCCAACAGAAAGCAAUACUACCAUCUUCAUAGGUUAGAACCAAGAAAACCUGGAAUUAAAAUAGAUGGCCACCCUGCAACAGCAAUGCAGGUCUUAGUUUCGCUAAAAAUGUUUGAUCUCAUAACACAUAAUUGUGUUCAGAGACUCAUUGAUGUCAAGUGGAAUGCAUUUGGAAAAUUGGGAGCUUGGAUAUCUCUCCUGGUGAAUAUGGCUUUUAUCAUAGUCUGGACCGCUAUAGCAUGUACUGUAGAAUACAGUGAGCGCCAUAUCUAUACUUUACCACAAGACUGGUGGAGAAUACUACUAGGGGCUGUAGCUGUUGGCCUCACUCUCUACAAUAUAGGAGAUGAAAUCUUGGAGUUUCGGUCCUCCAGGAAAUCACAUAAUGCAUGGAAAGAAUGGCGAGAGAAUGAGAUAGAUCGUGAUAGAAAAUACAGCCAUCCUCGCUGGCCCGAGGAGGAUCUCUUCCUGAUACAAGAGAAAAGAGACCUGGACGAUGCUAAACCUCAGUACUUUAAUGAUUUCUGGAAUGUGUUUGACUGGAUCUGCUACUUUAUGCUAUCUGUAUGUGUUGGAACACACAUAGGGGAUGUUUUCUUCCACACUGACUUCUUGGCCAGGUUGCACAUACGCAUCAUGGCUGUCACCAUCAUACUCAUAUGGCUCAGACUCAUGAAAAAUGCCAGGGCCUUUGCAACAUUGGGGCCAUUCAUUGUGAUGCUUGGUCACAUGGUUGGUGACAUUGUGAAGUUUGGAUUCUUGUAUUUAGAAUUCUUCAUACCAUUUGCAUGUGCUUUCUGGAUGAUAUUUGGAGGCAAGAAGCUCCCCCAGAGUAUUGCUGGGACACCUGCAGCUGUGAAUGCUACCUUGAUAGAAGUGAAUGGCUAUGGAGAUUGGAAUCAGCUCUUAUUCAGCAUGUUCAGACUCACUCUUGUGGAUGAGUAUGACUAUGCAGGAAUGAAACUUGUUGAUUCUAUAAUGGCAGAUAUCUUAGUUGGAUUAUGGCUUUCUCUCUCUGCAAUUCUGUGUCUCAAUCUCUUCAUUGCGCUGCUGUCUGACACAUUUCAGAGGGUAUAUGACAAUGCCCAGGCUAAUGCAGUCAUGCAAAAAGCAAUCACCAUACUUAGCUUAGAGGGGGGAAUGAGCUUCAAAAGACGUGAAAAGUUUCGCAAACACAUCCAUACAAACUGUGCACCUGAAGAGAAGUUCUAUGAUGAUGAUACCACUACAGAGGGUGGCGAUGAUCUGAAGAAAGUCACACUGCAAAUCAAAGAUGAUCUUGACCAGCUGAGGGAGCGUCUUGAUGAUCGAGCAACUGAUCAUGACAACAAUACCCACAAUAGAAGAGGGGGUGAUAACACCAGAAGACCCCCAGGUGAUAACUUUGACGAUGAUGAUGAUUUCGGACCUAAUGUAAAGCCAUCAGAUGCCAUCAAUGUGCGGAAGUUUGAAGAUGAAAUUGACAUCCUUUGGAAGGAGAUUAGAAAUGUGCGUGAGAAACAGGAAGACAUAUUGGACCAAUUAAAAAGCAGCAUGAGUACAAUUCACUCAAUGUUGAAACACAUCCAGAAUACUCAAACUGAUGGAGAUUCUCCUAGAAGAAAUAUUGCUGUAGGUGAAAGUCACAUUUACGCAAAUGAUGCUGGCAAAACAUUAGAUAUGGCAAACUGGGCAACAGUUGAGAAAAAGAAGAAGAAAGAUCAAAAGAAGCUGAAAAGGAGGCAGGAAAAACUGAAUAUGAUGCUAGAACAGAGCCACCUCACAGGUGAUGAUGUGCCACUGAUCCAAACAUCAGAUCCAACUAUAGAGGUCUCCACUAGUUACUCUGAACCAGCAGAGCCACCUGCCAUACAUGCGCCUAGUGAAUUCUACCCUGGGGCCAAUGAGGCGGAGAAUAUGAAUGUGUUUGCAGAGACUAUGACAGAGGGUGGAAGACCUGAUGUCCGAAUUAUGCCCACUGUACUGAGUAUGGAAGGAAUGUCUGCAAGUGAAGCAUAGCAUAAUACUUAGCAUUGAUAUUAUACAAGUGGCUGAUUUUAUAGUGAUAUAAGAACAUUCAGAUAUGAGUGAUUUUUCACCAUAAAGCCAAUUGGACUUAACAAUACUUUUAACGUUUUGAGCGUUAUACAGCUGACUUGAGUUUAAGCAAGUAACAUUCCAGAAAAGCAGAUUUGGUUUUUCAGGCUAGGGGAAAAAAGGAAGAGUAAAGCAUCCUCCUAAUACUGUAAUAGCUCAGUAUAAAUGCAUCAUUUAUUAGGAUACAGAUUGAAUCUAUUUAUGCAAUCUUUAUAGUUGUUAUACUUGCAACCUAUUGCUUUUUAUUAUGCAAAGAUCUGAAAAUUGCAUGUCAUAAUGGAAGGUCUGAGAAGGCAUAUUAGUUUGGUUUUUUUGAGAAACGUUAUAUGCGGUUUGCAUUGAUCACAAUCAUCUUGUACAAGUAUGAUCAUAUAUUUCCGCAUCUAUAUUACUGUAUUUUGUUAUCAGAAAUCAGAAAGGUGUAUUUCAUGAUUUUUGAAUUAUUGAUGGAAGGCAAGCUGUUUUGUAGCUUGGGAAAUGUGAUAUUUGCUGGUUGCAUCUUUGUACAAAUCUGUAUACCUGCAUCUGUAUAAUUUUGUUGUCAACAAAUCUUGAAGCUUUACACCUAGGCUUGCUGGAAAGCAAGCAAGGGAAAUUCAUAGAUCUCAGCAACUGUUUUUGUGGUAGCAAUGGAUAGGAUAAUGGUAAGAUUUUCUAAAUGGUUGCUUUACAAAGAACAUUUUAAACUAAGCAGUUUUAAAAAAGACGUCCAAAUGAUUGUGCAAAAACAUCAGUAGUUACUGGUAAGUUUAACAUUUGCCCAUUCAGUUAUGCAUGGAAACAGCUAGAAGUCUGAUUUAUGCAACCAUGGGCUUUCAAGAGACCAUGAUGCAACUGAUCACAUAACAUCCCUAAUUGUGUACACUCUUAUAUAAGGUAUGAUUAAAUAAAAAUUGAGUCUAAAUUUUGCUGGUAUAUAUUUAGAAUGACUUCUCAAUUUUGAAAUUACACAGAAAGGUAAAAAGAAUUGGUGAAAAGCAUCAUGUGUAUUGGGGAUUUCUCAUGAUUUAAACACCAAAUUGGAUCUCUGUACAAAUUGCCGUCCAUUUUAUUAUAUACGUAUUCAAAAUGAAAUAUUUUGAUAUUUAUUGAUAUUGAUAUUAUUUAUUAAAAGACUGUGUAUAUUUGUUGGUAUAUAUUAGUUAUACACUUGUAUUGUAUAUUUUAUGUAUCUGAUUGUAAAACUUUAAAAGUAUCUACACAUAAACAUUAUAUGUAUAUUUGAAAGAUUAGCCUACAGGCCUAUAGUUAUAUUUUAUAGACAUUUUUGCUCUGUAUACAUCAUAAUUCAAUGUAUAAAAUAGUAGCUUAUGAAAUAAAGGUUUUUACAAAAUUGUAGAUAGCAA
This is a messenger RNA of Owenia fusiformis, 4790 nucleotides long. The record is from the annotation of a GenBank genome assembly. Lineage: Eukaryota; Metazoa; Annelida; Polychaeta; Sabellida; Oweniidae.